AUCCCCAAGGGUGUGUGAUUAAGCAUCCUGGCGCCAUCUUGUGUGGUGUGAUUGUGUGUGUGUAUUCUGCCGUGAAGCUUCCUCAAGGGACUGGCCUACAGGAAAUGAGCGAGUUGGGUGAAGUUUAAAACAGGAACUUUGGGUGAGCUCAGCUUCACAGCGGAAACCAAGGUUAAAGUACACAGAUCGGCCGUGGAAUUGAGGUGUCCCAGCCAAGAUGUGGAAGGCCGGCGUGGGCCACAAUGUGUCCGUGAAGGUGGAGUCCCAAGGAGAUGACUGGGAUACAGACCCGGAUUUUGUGAAUGACAUUUCAGAGAAAGAACAGAGGUGGGGAGCGAAAACUAUCGAAGGCUCUGGCCGUGCAGAGCAUAUUGACAUCCACCAGCUGAGAAGCAAAGUGUCCGAGGAACACGAAACCCUCAAGAAGAAGGAGCUGGAGACAGCGCCCAAGGCCUCCUAUGGCUACGGGGGCAAGUUCGGCACAGAGAAGGACCGCAUGGACAAGAGUGCACUGGGUCAUGAGUACGUUGCCAAAGUUGGGAUGCACUCGUCUCAGACAGAUGCGGCCAAAGGCUUUGGAGGAAAGUUUGGGGUGCAGAGGGACCGAGCAGACAAGUCGGCUCUCGGUUUUGAGUACAAGGGUGAGGUGGAAAAGCACACCUCACAGAAAGACUAUGCUGUUGGCUUUGGGGGGAAGUUUGGCAUUCAGAAGGACCGUCAAGACAAAUCUGCCUUGAGCUGGGCACACAAGGAGGAAUCGAAACCCCAUGAAUCCCAGACAGACUACACUGUUGGCUUUGGGGGGAAGUUUGGCGUUCAGAAGGACCGUCAAGACAAAUCUGCCUUGAGCUGGGCACACAAGGAGGAAUCGAAACCCCACGAGUCUCAGACAGACUACACUGUUGGCUUUGGGGGGAAGUUUGGCGUUCAGAAGGACCGUCAAGACAAAUCUGCCUUGAGCUGGGCACACAAGGAGGAAUCGAAACCUCACGAGUCUCAGACAGAUUAUGCCAAGGGCUUUGGAGGCCGCUAUGGAGUACAGAAGGACCGAGUGGACAAGAGUGCUGCUGGUUUCAGUGAGAUGGAAGCACCAACAUCCUCAUAUGAGAAGACGAAACCCCUGGAGGCCGCUUCUGGCGGAGCAGGUAACCUGAGGCAGCGUUUUGAGAGCAUGGCCAAGUCAGCAGAGGAAGAGAACAAGAAGAGGGCAGAGGAGGAGCGAGCACGAAGGCAAGCGCGGGAGAAGCAGGAGCGCCAGGCGGCCCAGCAGCGGCAGCAGGAGGAGCAGGAGGAAACCCAGAGAAGGGAAGAGUCAAGCAACAAGGAUCCAGCCCCCAAACUGGGGUCCAUGAAGGUGUGCAGGGAGGACCUCAGCUUGCCCCCUGUGCCACCACCAGAGCACCAGGCCGAUGUCCAGGGAGCAUCAGAGGUGCAAGAGGAACCUCCCCCAGCCCUUCCCGUACAGAGCCUGGACUUGGGUGAGGGCACCAGAGGGCUGCCCAAACCCCCUUGCCCGCAGCAGGAGCCCAUCUACACCGAAAGUUCAGACUAUGGCGGCGACUAUGAGGAGGUGGCUGUGCCGUUGGACUGCUGGGAGCCUCCGAGCUUCAAUGACGAGGAUGACGGGGGCGACUAUGAGGUGAUGCCUGGUCGUGUAGAUGAGGAGGAAAGCGUCUACGACAACACCACUGAUGCUGACCAGGAGGACUACGAGGAGAUCCCAGAUGUGAAUCCUGGCACCUGUGGGGGAGCGCCCUUGCCAGGAGGGCCCAUGAACCAAGUGAGCAAAUCAGGCCUGUGUGCUGUGGCCAUCUAUGAUUACCAAGGAGAUGGGGACGAUGAGAUUUCCUUCGACCCUGGAGACACCAUCACGGACAUCGAGCAAGUGGAUGAGGGCUGGUGGCGUGGACGCUGCCAUGGGAGAGAUGGCCUUUUCCCUGCCAACUACGUGGAGCUUCUGCCGUGAUGCUCUCCGCGAUGUGGAAACCCCACAGGCUGCAUCCCUGUUGUCUCCUGCUCCUGUGUCACAAGAGGCCCCAAUCCAGCCCCCCCAAGGUGGGGGAAUUGGAGAAGAGCCUUGCUUCCUCUCCCCCUCGUUUCCCAAUUAAGCCAAAAGGAUGCUCUCCUCAGACCAAGCCAGCAGCAUGAAAAUGAAGAACGCAAAUGGACGCAGGAGAUCUCUGGGGAGGAGCCAGCAUGCUGGAGUGGCCAGAAGGAAGUACUCCAGAGGCCAAACCCCCCACCUUGGGCGUCCUCACGUGCAAGGAGGUUAGCAGCUCCACAGCUGGCUCUUGUGUGCUCGCUGUCUCGCUCUCUCACUGUGAAACACGGGGAAGAGUUGCUUCUCUUUUUGUAUGUCUGUUUCUCCUGUGGUAGGUGCUCCCAGGUGAAAAAUAGAUGUUGCUCCACACACAAUGUACAUAGAAGGAUUAAUAAACACAUAAAGACUUCUGUAUUAACGCAGAACUCUUUUGCAUGUGAUUGAUAUAGUAUGUCAGCCAGCCAUAGGAAGCUGGGGCUGAUGGGAGCUGUAGUUCAAAACAUCUGAAGGGCAACGGGUUGGGGAAGGCUGCUGCAAUAUGCAUUGGUGCUCUCGGUUUCUGCAGGUGGAGGCUCUGCAC
Molecule: messenger RNA, 2621 nt
Organism: Rhineura floridana
Lineage: Eukaryota; Metazoa; Chordata; Lepidosauria; Squamata; Rhineuridae
Product: src substrate cortactin-like
Exons: 16
Coding region: 218-1966 (582 amino acids)
Biological process (GO): regulation of actin filament polymerization
Cellular component (GO): site of polarized growth; actin filament; plasma membrane
Molecular function (GO): actin filament binding
Source: RefSeq, a predicted model, not a curated record